Messenger RNA from Panicum hallii, 1534 nucleotides. Its product is annotated as putative Myb family transcription factor At1g14600. Bases 270 to 1172 code for a protein of 300 amino acids. Lineage: Eukaryota; Viridiplantae; Streptophyta; Magnoliopsida; Poales; Poaceae. The record is from RefSeq and is a predicted model, not a curated record. The transcript is spliced from 6 exons. Gene Ontology annotation, molecular function: DNA-binding transcription factor activity; DNA binding.
AGAGACACGGUUCAGCCCGCCGCGAGGAGCGCCACACACCUCGUGCUCGCUCGCUCGCAACGCGUCUUCUGCUGAGAGGGAGCGACCGCCUGCUGCUUGCCGGUGCGGCAGCUCUGGCCGGGCUUACGACGUUGGUCAGAGAGGUGCCGGGCGGGAGGAGGAGGGAGCAAAAGCGGAAGUUUGGUUCUUUCUCUAGCACCUGCCUGCCGCGCGCGCUGCUCCCUUUCUCGGCCCUAGUGCGCUCCACCAUCUUGCUGGCGAUCGAAGAGAUGGGCGGCGGCGGCGGCGUCAAGAAUGGCGCCGUGAGGCAGUACAUCCGGUCCAAGGAGCCCAGGAUGAGGUGGACCGCCGACCUCCACCGCAGCUUCGUGCGAGCCAUAGAGUGCCUCGGCGGCGAAGACAAGGCUACGCCGAAGCUCAUUCUCCAGUUCAUGGGCGCCAAGGGGCUUACCAUAUCUCAUGUCAAGAGCCAUCUCCAGAUGUACAGAGCUGCGAGGCUUGGCGCAGCAAGAAGAGGGAUGCAAGCAUCCCAGCUGCAAAGGAGGCACUCAUGUGCCGGUGAUGAGCAAGGCCCCAAGGAGUUCCUGUGCCCACCUCUGAAAAGGUCCAGGAUGGGGACGGCAGCCGUAUACGAGAGCUUGCAGGGAAGCCAUGGAAUCAGUGAGGCGAGGACUGCAGCUGCUGGGAGCCUGCACUGCGUCGAUGAUUACAUGCAAGCCAUGGCGAUGCGCAGGAGAAUAAAGGAGGAGGGCCUGAGAUGGCAGAGGAGGGAUGCUGCUGCUCCUGCUGCUGCGGCUUCCAACCUCCAAGCCGUGGGAUGUUUGGUGCAAGAAUCUGACCGCUUUAAGCAGAUAAGCAGACCAGAAGCAAACCAUCUUGGUCUUGCGCUGAAUCAGCAGCAGGGCUCCAUAGAGGAUGGAAACGGAUGCUCCCUCUUCAGCAGCUUCAGCAUUGCAGCAAAGGGCGAGCCACCUGAGCAAUGCUCUCUGUCACUGUCCCUCGGUCUGGACCCAAACUCCGCCCGCGCCAUGGCCGCCUCCUCGCCGAGCGAGAGCAGCUGCAUCCUCACGGCCUCGCCGGCGAGGAGGAGCUCCGGUGACUGCUCCGGCCAUUCAGACUACUUUGUCUUCCCGGGUUUAAGCUUGGAGCUUUCCCUGUCAAUGCGUGGAUAGAAAACUGCUCCAGCUCCGGAUUUUGUACAUCGAUCGGCCGGGUGCCCCGUUUGUGCUCGCCGGCGUUUCUUUAAGAUGUUCCUGGCAGCAUGGCCGUGUUAGAAAGUUGUAGCUAAGGCCAAGUUGGUAGUAGGACGAUGACCUUAGAAUCAUAGCAUGUUACUUCUAGCUAGUAUGUGUAAGUGGCAAAGUCACCGGGCUCCUUUCAGAUUCAGAGUACAAUUGUCAUACUGUUGCUUUCAGCUUCAGGCUUGAGCACCAGAGAACAGGAAAAAGCGAGAUUCUUGCCCCAGCCAUCUUUUCCUUUACCUCCUUUUGUUUGAUCAUGUCAAAGAUGGCUUUCUAGGGGUAGGGAUCAAGAA